Messenger RNA from Linum trigynum, 459 nucleotides. The record is from the annotation of a GenBank genome assembly. NCBI's taxonomy places the organism in Eukaryota, Viridiplantae, Streptophyta, Magnoliopsida, Malpighiales, Linaceae.
AUGGCGAGAACAAAAACUCCAUGCGUCGUGUCAACGGCAAAAGACUUACCGGUAGAAGGAGACCAUAGAGGAAAACAGCCUGUUACGUACGCUUCUCGGCAGGUUGAGAUCCGUGUAGGGGAGUCAUCUAAAUCUGGUCCAAGUAAGAAACGACAACGGGAUGGGGACACGGAGAAUCCAUGCGAGAAGACGAACAUGAAGAAACAGAAAGGUGGAACAAGUGCAAGCGGGUUCGGGAAGAAGUGCAGCCCGAAUUCAGUCAUUGAGAUGCUGGACGGUAGUAUUACGCCGGCGCGGGAGGCUAUUCUGCAGAAGUUGGGUCUUGGAUGUCUGCUCAAUUUGAAGAUGAGGCGAUUUGAUAUGACCUUGCUGGGGUGGAUGACUAGAGUUUUUGACGUGGAUUCAAUGUCCAUAUCAAUGGAGGAUGGGGGGGGGGGGGCUGAAUUUCACUGUGGAUGA